AUGGCUCUCAGCCUGCGGGCAGGCGAGUGGGCAGGGCUGCUGAUCCCGUUGCUUGUCAUUGGGCUGCUGGUGGUGGCCGGAUAUGUUUACUUCAUGCUUGACCGGAGCAAGGCGUUGCGGGCAGCGCCCAAUCGAGCGAACGGCACUGGUCUCACGUCUCGGAGGACCCCAGCGCCAUCACUACCUCCUUCCGUCCGCGCUGUGCCAAGCAUGCCGCGCCCCUCCCAGAGACCAUCAGCACCAUCGAGCUCAGUGACGCGUUCCUCGCGAAACUUGUUUUUGUGCCCUGAGCUCAUAGUGCCUGACAAGGUGGAGUGCACGUUAAAUGUGCCAAGGCUGGCACUUGUCCAAUCGAAUUCGCGGUUGAACGUCACCGACACCAAGGGUGGAUCAGUUUUCCGAGUAGAUUUCUCUCGCGUGCCGGAGCGCGAUGGCACGAGGCUGGUCAUGCGAAGUCCUACAGGGGACGUCACAUUCGGCACAGCUUCCGACAGCCGAGUCACGGAUCGCCAGGGUUCCUCGGCGCAAGCUGCCUUGACAAUCAUCAAUCCGAAGGAUCCUUCGCGGCAGUAUUUACUUCAGCAGAAGUCUGGAGGAGACUUCCAAGUUUCCAACAGUACAGGACAGUUUCUGCGCUUUCUGUCAGUCUCCGGUGGCUACAACGCCAUUGAUGAUCAGGAUCAGCUUCUGGCCUUCGCAGACCCUCCGCAGCGGGAAGCUGAUCAGGUUGCUCGAUGUGGGCCACUGGUCGACGCGGGUUUGAUGGUUAUGUGCUUCCUAGGCAUCGGCGUGCUGCUGAAUGACCAGAGCCAGUCGACUUCACGUUGCAGAUAG
This is a messenger RNA of Symbiodinium pilosum, 834 nucleotides long. The record is from the annotation of a GenBank genome assembly. Lineage: Eukaryota; Dinophyceae; Suessiales; Symbiodiniaceae.